This is a messenger RNA of Arabis nemorensis, 546 nucleotides long. The record is from the annotation of a GenBank genome assembly. NCBI's taxonomy places the organism in Eukaryota, Viridiplantae, Streptophyta, Magnoliopsida, Brassicales, Brassicaceae.
AUGAUGCAUCAGAUCAAUGCUUGCAAUGGGAGGCAGUGUGGAGAAACAUUUAAAGGACCCAAUUCACCAAACAAACCUGCAAUAUGGACUGAGAACUGGACUAUCCACAGAUUACGAAUUAACUUUCAGCUGCUCCCUUUGUAUAGUUAUCAAACAUAUGGUGAAGACACAUUGAUGAGGUCAGCUGAGGAUAUAUCAUUUCACGUUGCUCUAUUCAUUGCCAAGAAUGGAAGUUUCGUAAACUACUACAUGUAUCAUGGAGGAACAAACUUUGGAAGAAAUGGAUUACUUAGGCAACCAAAAUGGGGACACCUUAAGGAAUUACAUGCUGCAGUUAAGCUGUGUGAAAAGCCUCUGUUUUCUGGACUGCGAACGACAAUAUCUUUGGGAAAGCUAGAAACUGCUUUUGUGUUUGGAAAGAAUGCCAACCAAUGCGCUGCCUUAUUUGUGAACCAAGACAAAAAUGAUUCUACUGUGAAGUUUCUUAAUUCUUCAUACCUUUUGUCUCCAAAAUCGAUAAUUGUCCUCCAGACUGCAAGAACGUAG